Messenger RNA from Girardinichthys multiradiatus, 1262 nucleotides. RefSeq names its product small nuclear ribonucleoprotein polypeptide A (gene snrpa). NCBI's taxonomy places the organism in Eukaryota, Metazoa, Chordata, Actinopteri, Cyprinodontiformes, Goodeidae. Gene Ontology annotation, biological process: mRNA splicing, via spliceosome. The transcript has 7 exons. The coding region runs from base 79 to 900 and encodes 273 amino acids. Gene Ontology annotation, molecular function: U1 snRNA binding. Gene Ontology annotation, cellular component: U1 snRNP. The record is from RefSeq and is a predicted model, not a curated record.
CGCGAGAACUGAAAACGUGAUUUCGGAAGGCCGGGGUUUUCAUUCAUCUUUUCGAGGUGAUCACAGAUAGAUCGGAAGAUGACCAAUCCAGAGGUUCGUCCUAAUCACACCAUCUACAUCAACAACCUGAAUGAGAAGAUCAAGAAAGAUGAGCUGAAAAAGUCGCUUUAUGCCAUCUUCUCACAGUUUGGACAAAUUCUGGACAUCUUGGUAGCACGAAACCUGAAGAUGAAGGGCCAGGCCUUUGUUAUCUUUAAAGAGAUCAACAGCGCCUCCAACGCCUUAAGGUCCAUGCAGGGGUUUCCCUUCUACGAUAAACCCAUGAGAAUCCAGUAUUCCAAGACAGACUCUGACAUUAUCGCCAAGAUGAAGGGGACCUAUGUGGAACGCGACCGUAAAAAGGAGAAGAAGAAGCCCAAACCUGAAUCAGGUGGAAGUAAGAAAGCAGCUGCAGCCAUGGUGGGUGGAGUGCCGUCCGCCAUGCCGGGAAUGCCUCCUAUGAGUCAGGCGCCACGGAUGAUGCACAUUCCAGGACAGCCACCCUACAUGCCCCCUCCUGGAAUGAUGCCCCCACCUGGAAUGGCUCCCGGCCAGAUUCCUCCAGGUGCCAUUCCUCCUGGUCAGAUGAUGCCAGGACAGAUGCCACAGCAGGUUUCAGAAAAUCCCCCCAAUCACAUCCUCUUUCUCACAAACCUGCCCGAAGAGACGAACGAACUCAUGCUCUCCAUGCUCUUCAACCAGUUCCCUGGCUUCAAAGAGGUGCGUCUGGUUCCCGGCCGGCACGACAUCGCUUUUGUGGAGUUUGAAAACGAGGUCCAGGCCAGCGCUGCACGAGAUGCACUGCAGGGCUUCAAGAUCACACAGACGAACGCUAUGAAGAUCUCUUUUGCUAAGAAAUAACCCCUCCUCACAGGGUCCUGGGUUUAAAUGCUUUCAGAUCUUUUUGUUUUUUAUAAAAAUGUUGCUGAUUUGUUGACAGUGAUACUUCCCCUCCAAGGAUUACCGUGUAAGUAUACAUUUUACAUGUCAAGUUGCUGGGUUUUAGACACUUCAUUGCCUCAACGCUUGUUGGUAAAUAAAUUCAAAGGUGUGGAUCAUAAAACCUUUACAGAUGUAUUGUGCUGUCACAAGCAACUUGACAUAUUGUUUUUAAUUUUUUUUAUUAAACUGUUAAAGCAUUGCACCCAGAGUCUGGGCUACCAGACACUGUACCUGGAGCUUUUCUUUUUUUGUUUUUUAAUAAAAGAGGUGACUUUAUAUAA